Molecule: messenger RNA, 2160 nt
Organism: Numida meleagris (helmeted guineafowl)
Lineage: Eukaryota; Metazoa; Chordata; Aves; Galliformes; Numididae
Gene: NME8
Product: NME/NM23 family member 8
Exons: 17
Coding region: 119-1855 (578 amino acids)
Biological process (GO): CTP biosynthetic process; UTP biosynthetic process; GTP biosynthetic process
Molecular function (GO): nucleoside diphosphate kinase activity
Source: RefSeq, a predicted model, not a curated record
ACGGCCGUUAGGAGAGGUCACUGGGUGGGUGGCUGUUAGGGCCACUGGGAGGUGCUGCCAGACAGGUGGCCGCAGACCACAUCCAUCUGGAAACUGAAAUCAAACUUCACCCAAGGAAAUGGCAGGCAAGAAGAAAGAAAUCCAGCUUCAGACCACAAUAUGCAACCAAAAUGAGUGGGAUGAAAUGUUGCUGACAAAAGGUGUAGUAGUAAUAGAUGUGUAUCAAGCUUGGUGUGGCCCUUGCAAAGCUGUGGUAAAUUUAUUCAGAAAAUUGAAGAAUGAAUUUAGUGAAGAUGAUGUGCUGAAUUUUGCAGUGGCAGAAGCAGACAGCAUUGAGACUCUGAAACCAUUCAGGAAUAAAUGUGAACCUGUGUUUCUCUUCUGUGUUAAUGGCAAAAUUAUUACAAUAGUGAGAGGUGCAAAUGCUCCUCUUUUAAAUAAGAAAAUAACAGAACUCGUACAAGAAGAGAGGGAAAUUUUGGCUGGACAGAAGGAACGCCCCAAGGUAGAUGAACUUGUUUUCCUAGAAGAGAAAUCGUCAGAAGAGUCUAUUGAAGAGACUGCACCUGAGGAAGAAGAAGUCACAUACUCUGUUGGAAUUAUAAAACCUGAUGAUGUCUCAGAGGGACGUGUAGAAGAAAUUAAACAAAAGAUUAGAGACGCAGGCUUUGGCAUUGCAGCAUCAGAAGAGAAAAUGCUAACUGAAGAGCAAAUCAGAGAAUUCUACACCAAGAAAAGAGAACAGCCAGAUUUUGAUGAUUUUGUUCAAUUCAUGAUGAGCGGACCAUGCCAUAUUCUGAUAAUCACUAAAAAAAAAGCAACGGAUGCUAUUCCUCUCUGGACAGAACUGCAUGAAACAAGUGAAAGCAUGCCUGAUGAGACUGAGGCUGAAGAGCCAGACAGGUUGCAAGGAACUGAAGAAAAUAAGACUAUAUCAAAUAUAUGUGAUGUGCCAGACAGUUUAGAAGAUGCUAGCAGGCAACUCGCCUUCUUUUUCCCAAAUUUUAAUAGAAAUAACACAGAUAAAAAAUUUGAAAAGACAUUGGCCUUAAUUAGACCUUGUGCCCUAAGGGAAAGACGGGAUUCAAUUCUGCAAAGAAUAAAGGAUGAUGGCUUUGAGGUAGCAAUGCAGAAGGAAAUAACCCUAUCUGAAGAACAGGCACGUGAAUUUUAUAAAGAACAUGAAAAUGAAGACUAUUUCCCAGCCCUGCUAGAGCAAAUGACCAGUGGUCCAACUCUUGUACUUGCUCUAACACGACAAAAUGCUAUAGCACACUGGAGAGAUUUAUUAGGCCCAAAGACUAUUGAAGAGGCAAAGAAGAAUAAUCCAAACAGUUUACGUGCAAAGUAUGCAGUCGACAACGUAGAUAUUAAUCAGCUGCAUGGUAGUUCUUCAGUUGACGAUGCUCAGAAGGAAUUAGAGUUCUUCUUCCCUCAGGAGCACACUUUGGCAUUAAUCAAACCUGCUGCUGCUAAAGAUCACAAAGAUGAAAUUAUGCAAAAAGUGAAAGAUGCUGGAUUUACUAUCUCAAAAAUUAAAGAACAAGCUUUAACUCGUGAAAUGGCUACACAGUUUUAUAAGGAUCAUGAAGGAAAACCCUUUUUCGAAGAGCUAGUGUCAUGUAUGACUGAGGGCCCAUCAGUGGUAAUGGUCUUAACAAAGGAAAAUGCUGUCGAAGAGUGGAGGAAACUAAUGGGUCCAACAGAUCCCGAAGAGGCAAAAGAAAGCUUUCCUGAAUCAAUUAGAGCUCAGUUUGCACAAAAUAUUUUGUCUAAUGCUGUUCAUGGAUCAUCUGAUAGAGAACAUGCACUGAAAAGCAUUGAGUAUGUAUUUGGUGAGAUUGAUAUAGAUUGAACAAUUAGUAUAUGAUUUUUGAAAUUUAUAGUCGUCAUUAGAUACAUUUGUCUACCUAGCCACCUAUAUUUAACCUUGUAUGUAUGUGCACACACCUAUUUUCCUCCAUAUUCCAUCCAUUUUUUGUUACGAGCCAAUUUCUGUGUAACAAAGAAUGUUUAUGUAACAUGUAAGAAGUGCUAGAAAUUUGAUGUUAGUAGUGAUUUAUUCAUGUAUGCUAGGUAUAUAGGUUUUUUUGGUGUUUAUCACUUCAACAAAUGUAUGCCUUUCAAAUAGCCCCAGAGUCUGAUGUGUUUUGUGUACAA